CGUAGGAGUAGUUCAAAUCUUUGAUCAAGUUUGCUCCCCCAACACAACUUUUGCUGGUUUGAAUGGCGUUAGCCAUGAGAACAAUACUAACUGGGAAUUAUCAAAUUACCUUCACAUGACUGAACAAGUAAUGGACAAUGAUCUACAGAAGAGUGAAAUAGUCGCCCCAUUUAUUCGAGAGGUUAGGAAAAUUGAAAUCACAUUUAGUUGCGCUGUAUUUAUGUAUGAUAUCACAAAAAAUUGGAUUCCCUCUUGUCUUCUGCUGCAGGGAAUGGUAAACUGUUCGGAAUUAUUUGAACGCUGCUUCCUCAACGGAAUGAAAUUAGAUUGUGGGGAGGUUUUUAAAGAGCAUUUUUCUGAAAGGGGAAGUUCUUGCGUCUUUAACGGAAUUCCAACCGCAGCAACGCGACUUAACAAGACGCUGCAAUCAGAAUUUGGACAUCAGUACAAAGCUGAAGAGCUCACUGAAUGGCAAAAGGUAAAAUCUGAUCGAGACAGCGACUCUGUUGCGGAAAAGAGACAAAAUAGAACGAUUACAAUUCCCUGGAAGCAAUAUUUCCCUGGUAAAACUGCUGGCUUAACUUUCCUCAUCAAACGCGAAAACGAUUCUGAAAAAGCCUGCGUCCACGGUGAAAGGGACGGUUUAAUGGUAAAUUACAUUAUCGAUUAGUCACCAUUGAAAGACGCGAAUUAACUUACAACAAAUUUCAGCUUGCAGUAAAUCAUCCGUUUGACGCAUAGAAACUUAAUAUUACUAGAAUGCACAGGCUGAGUCUUUGUCAAGUAAGCAUGGUCUCCAAUUUCGGGACCAGUCAGGAGGCGAAUUCAGUGUGCGAUUCCAACAUAGUCACCUUGGUUAAGACCAGGUUGGAUAAA
This is a messenger RNA of Folsomia candida, 876 nucleotides long. RefSeq lists its product as uncharacterized. The coding region runs from base 116 to 670 and encodes 184 amino acids. Gene Ontology annotation, biological process: sodium ion transport. NCBI's taxonomy places the organism in Eukaryota, Metazoa, Arthropoda, Collembola, Entomobryomorpha, Isotomidae. The transcript has 2 exons. Gene Ontology annotation, molecular function: sodium channel activity. Gene Ontology annotation, cellular component: membrane. The record is from RefSeq and is a predicted model, not a curated record.